Molecule: messenger RNA, 873 nt
Organism: Gongylonema pulchrum
Lineage: Eukaryota; Metazoa; Nematoda; Chromadorea; Rhabditida; Gongylonematidae
Source: the annotation of a GenBank genome assembly
AUGGUGCACUAUGGUCAUAGCUGUCUUAUACCCAUCCAGGAAACUCAGGGUAUUGAAAUGCUUUAUGUUUUUGUCGAUAUAAAAAUGAAUCUAUGCCAUUUUAUCGAUGUAUUUAAAGCGAAUUUCAACAAAGAUAAGAAGCAUGCUUUGGUGAGCACAAUCCAGUUUGUACCUUCCUUGCAGAGUAUAAAAAAAGAGCUGAAUGCGGAUGGUUAUAAUAUACUGGUGCCACAAGUCAAGCCUCUCAGUCCCGGUGAAAUUCUUGGCUGCACAUCUCCACGCUUGCCUAAUGAUGUCGAUGCAGUAAUAUAUCUCGGAGAUGGGAGGUUUCAUCUGGAAUCAGUAAUGAUACAGAAUCCAUCGAUUCGUGCCUACCAAUAUGAUCCGUAUUCAAAGAGAUUCACUCAUGAAAAGUAUGAUUUCAAUUUGAUGGCUAACAGAAGAAAUGAGGCAGUGCAAGCAGCAAAAAAAUGCCGUAUGUUUGGACUAAUCCAAGGUUCGCUCGGCAGGCAGGGAAAUCCGAAAAUCGUCGAGGAGCUAGAAAGGAGGCUGCAGUUGGCUGGAAAAAUGUUUGUGCGUAUUCUUCUGUCAGAAAUAACACCCGAAAAAUUGUCAUAUUUUAAAGAUAUCGAUUGCUGGGUACAAGUGGCUUGUCCUCGUUUAUCGAUUGACUGGGGUUCCGCUUUUGAAAAACCGCUUUUGACGCCUUAUGAAUUGGUUGCUGCAUUGGAUUCUGUCCCUUUUCGAAUUGACACAUAUCCGAUGGAUUAUUAUGCAAAUGAGAGCCUCGGACCAUGGACGAACAACCAUGAAACAUAUCGAGCAAGGUUGCCGAAGCGGAAACAUAUUAUAAUUGCAGCAUCUCAGGAUUGA